Molecule: messenger RNA, 3081 nt
Organism: Orbilia oligospora ATCC 24927
Lineage: Eukaryota; Fungi; Ascomycota; Orbiliomycetes; Orbiliales; Orbiliaceae
Exons: 7
Coding region: 1-3081 (1026 amino acids)
Biological process (GO): transcription elongation by RNA polymerase II; positive regulation of transcription elongation by RNA polymerase II
Cellular component (GO): FACT complex
Molecular function (GO): nucleosome binding
Source: RefSeq, a predicted model, not a curated record
AUGUCGGACGAAAUCGUCAUCGACAAGCAGAAUUUCUCAACUCGCAUCGCGACCCUCAUUUCAGCAUGGCGAUCGCAGCGUAACGAACAAUUCGGAGGUGCCAGCUCUCUACUCUUGCUGUUGGGAAAAUCAGACUCUAGUGGCUACACGAAGACUCUGUCCCUGUUCUAUUGGCUACUUGGAUAUGAGUUUCCUGCUACUUUGAUGCUUCUGACUUUCGACAAAGUUUAUGUUGUCACAACAGCAAAAAAAGCUAAAUUAUUACAUCCUUUAUCGACACCCAAAUACCCUGUGGAAGUGCUCAUCCGCGGCAAAGAUGAAGCUGAAAACAAAAAGCAACUACAAACGAUCGUUGACCAUAUUAAGGAUGCUGGCAAAAAAAUAGGUAUCUUGCAAAAGGAUUAUGGUGUUGCGCAAGGGCCAUUGGUUACCGACUGGAACAGCAUUUACAAGCCUUCUGUAGAGGCCGGAGACAUCGAAGAACAAGAUUUUGCCAUUGGGGCUAGUACUGCGCUUCAAACAUACGAUGAAGCUGGGUCGAAAAGUAUACGCCAGGCUGCCAAGGCCUCUGUCGCUGUCAUCCAUAAAUACUUCCUCGAGGAAAUGUCUGUCAUUAUCGACGAGGAGAAGAAAGUCACCCACGACACUAUCGGCAAGAAAGUAGAGGCGCAGAUUGAUAAAGAGGAAUUCUUCAAAGAGAAGGAUCACAAACUGGGGGCAGAUUUUGCCCCGUCUCAGCUCGACUGGGCUUAUGGGCCUUCAAUCCAGAGUGGUGGAAAAUAUGAUCUUAAGGUUCCUGGUGAGACCGAAAACGAUAAGAGCAACCUACAUAGUGGUGUUAUCAUAGCAUCUAUGGGAUUCCGAUACAAGAACUACUGCAGCGUCGUCGGAAGAACUUACAUGAUUGACCCGAAUAAGACACAGGAAAAUCAUUAUUAUUUCCUCAUCAAGUUGCACACACUCAUCAUUAGCACACUUCGAGACGGAGUCACCUGUAAGGACGUAUACAGCAAAGCGCUCAAUCUUGUCAAAUCUCAACACCCCGAACUCGAGAAAAAUUUCUUCCGAAAUGUGGGCUACGGCAUUAAUAUGGAGAGCCGUGAUAGUACGCUCAUUCUCAACGGCAAGAACGCCCGUACUCUUCAAGAAGGUAUGACCUUGGUCAUUCACGUCGGAUUUCAGGAUCUCGAAAACCCGAAGGCAGACGACAAGCGAGGCAAGACCUACGCGCUCGCCCUCACAGAUACCGUAGAGGUUGGGGGGAAGAACACAGAAGCUAUCGUCUUAACUCGCGGUGCACCUGUUGCCAAAGACGAGGUUGCAUUCUACUUCAAAGAUGAAAAUCCGCCUGAGCAGAAGGCGAAGCAGGCCAAACCUCCACCAAAGGCCUCUGCUUCGUCGAAGAAUACUGCCAUUAUGAAGACGAAGUUGCGUGGGAAGCGUGAGGAGGUUGACGAUGGAAAAGAGCAACGUAGGAAAGAAAAUCAAAAGCAACUGGCUGCGAAGAAGCGAGCCGAAGGUCUCGAAAGAUUUCCUGCCGGCGGGGCCGCCAGCAACGGCGUCGAAAAGAAGCAGAUCAAGAAGUUUGAGUCCUAUAAGCGAGAAAACCAAUUCCCGCACGGUGUUGGAGAUUUGAAAAUUAUGGUUGACGUCAAAGCACAGACCGUAAUUCUCCCUAUCUUUGGCAGACCCGUCCCGUUCCACAUUUCCACCAUCAAGAACGUCAGCAAAAACGAAGAAGAUCCUUACACACAUUUACGUAUCAAUCUCGUUAGCCCCGGACAGGGUGUUGGGAAAAAAGACGAACUGCCCCUCGAGGAGCCUAGCGCGCAUUUCGUCCGCAGUUUGUCUUAUCGAAGCACAGAUCGUGUCAGGAUGGCAGAUAUAAGUCAAGUCAUCCAAGACAUGAAAAAGCAAGCUUUGAAGCGUGAACAGGAGAAGAAAGAGAUGGAGGAUGUUGUCACUCAAGACAAUUUGAUUGAAAUUAAGAACCGACGGCCCCAACGUUUGCAAGAAGUUUAUGUCCGUCCAGCCCUUGAUGGGAAGCGUGUCGCUGGUGACAUUGAGAUCCACCAGAAUGGCCUGCGUUAUGUGUCGCCUGCUCGAUCGGAGAGAAUCGACAUUUUAUUUUCAAAUGUCAAGCACCUGUUCUUCCAGCCUUGUGAACACGAAUUAAUUGUGAUAAUACACGUUCAUUUGAAGACUCCCAUAAUGGUUGGCAAGAAGAAGACCAAGGAUGUUCAGUUUUACCGAGAAGCCAUGGACAUACAAUUCGACGAGACGGGUAACCGCAAGAGAAAGUAUAAAUAUGGCGAUGAAGAGGAGUUUGAGGCCGAGCAGGAAGAACGACGACGAAGGGCCCAACUUGACAAGGAAUUCCGAGCGUUUGCGGAAAAGAUCUCCGAGGCCACGAAGGACGAGGGUCUCGACGUCGACAUCCCUUUCCGCGAGCUUGGGUUCUAUGGCGUUCCGUUCCGUGCCAAUGUUCUCUGCCAGCCGACUACCGAGUGCCUUGUUCAACUCACCGACCCACCAUUCUUGGUCAUCACCCUUGAUGAGAUUGAAGUUGCCCACCUGGAGCGUGUGCAGUUUGGCUUGAAGAAUUUCGAUAUGGCGUUUGUCUUCAAAGACUUUUCGCGACCCGUUGUCCAUGUCAACUCAAUCCCAAUGGAGACCCUAGAGAGCGUGAAGGACUGGCUUGAUAGCGUAAACAUUGCAUUUACCGAGGGACCGUUAAACCUUAAUUGGGUUCAAAUCAUGAAGACGGUCACUGCGGACCCCCACCUGUUCUUUUUCGAUGGUGGCUGGAAGUUCUUGAGCACUGACACAGAUGACGAAGAGGAGGAAGAAGAAGAUGAGGAAAGUGAGUAUGAAGAAUCUGAGAGCGAUUUUAGCGACGGCGAGGACAGCGAGGACAGCUUUGGAAGUGAAGACGAUGACGCAAGCGAGGAUGAAGGCAGUGAUGCCAGUGACUUCUCCGAGGGUGAAUCGUGGGAUGAAAUGGAGGAGAAAGCUAAGAAGAAGGAUAAGGACAGGGACCUCAGUGACGAGGAACGACCGAAGAAAUCUAAGAAGCGCUAA